This is a messenger RNA of Amaranthus tricolor (Joseph's coat), 2251 nucleotides long. RefSeq names its product rop guanine nucleotide exchange factor 1-like. Gene Ontology annotation, molecular function: guanyl-nucleotide exchange factor activity. The record is from RefSeq and is a predicted model, not a curated record. Lineage: Eukaryota; Viridiplantae; Streptophyta; Magnoliopsida; Caryophyllales; Amaranthaceae. Bases 231 to 1952 code for a protein of 573 amino acids. The transcript has 5 exons.
UUCAGUACCUUAAAGUGGGACCCACUUCACAUUCCCUUUUCCUUUUCCUUUUCCUUUUCUGUCUUCCUCCAUUAUCAUCAUUCCUGCUCUUGUCCCCUUCUUCACUCUUCCGCUACACCAAUAAAACUCCACAGUCCACACCUUUUAUCCUCUACAUUCAUCCUCACUCAAUUUACAAUGCACCCCUGAUACUCAACUUUUCUACAUCAUUAAAUCACAAUUUUAACCAUAUGAUGAGUGCUUCAUCUGAAGAUGGGUAUGAUCACAGAGAUGGCACAGGAAGUUACUGUUUAAGUGCUGAUAUAAGUGAAUCAGAAAGUUCUAGUAGCUUCUCUCUUCUAAGAUUUGACCCUGAUGCUGAUGCUGAUGUUCCUUCUACUUCUACAUCUUCUCCUGCUGUUUUUCAACGUCAUAAUAUUGGAAACUUUAAUUUUCCAACAACCCAUUUUGUUUUUCCGGAAUUUUCUGGGAAAGAUGUUGUCCGUUGGGAUGAUUCUAAUCCUUCUAAAUCUGAAGACUCUGAUUUAUCUGAAGUAGAGAUGAUGAAGGAAAGGUUUGCAAAAUUGUUAGUUGGUGAGGAUAUGUCUGGUGGUGGUAAGGGUGUUUGUACUGCACUUGCUGUAUCAAAUGCUAUUACUAAUCUUGCUGCUACUGUUUUUGGGGAAUUAUGGAGACUAGAGCCUUUAUCAACUCAAAGGAAGAAAAUGUGGCGUCGAGAAAUGGAUUGGUUGUUAUGUGUGAGUGACUUCAUUGUUGAAUUAGUCCCUUCAAUGCAAGAAUUUCCGGGUGGAGGCUCAUUUGAGGUCAUGGCAACGAGACCGAGAUCCGAUUUGUAUGUAAAUUUGCCUGCUCUCAAGAAAUUAGAUGCUAUGUUGCUUAGUAUCCUUGAAGGGUUUAAGGAGACCGAGUUUUGGUAUGCUGACCGUGAGAGUGAUGAUCGAGAUCCACUUAAGACUGUAGCAUGUAAUGGUCGGCUAUCUGUUCGACAGGAGGAUAAAUGGUGGUUGCCAUGUCCGAAAGUUCCGCCUCAUGGGUUAUCCGAGGAUGCGAGGAAGAGGUUGCAACAGUGUAGGGAUUGUACGAACCAGAUUCUUAAGGCAGCUAUGGCUAUUAAUACUAGUGUCAUCUCGGAGAUGGAGAUUCCUUGUGCUUAUUUAGAGUCCUUGCCUAAGAAUGGUAAAGAUUGUCUAGGAGAGAUCAUUUACCGUUACGUAACUGCAGAGAUCUUCACACCAGAAUGUCUCCUUGAUUGCCUAGAUUUAUCUUCAGAACAUCAUAUUCUGGAAAUCGCGAAUAGAAUUGAGGCAGCUGUUCAUGUUUGGAGACUUAAAGAUCAAAGGAAACAUGCAGGUCGCUCCAAAAGUAAACGACCAUCAUGGGGUGGCAAGGUUAAAGGGAUUGUCACCGACAAUGACAAAAAUCAGGUUCGUGCUCGACGAGCUGAGACUCUUUUAAGGUGUCUGAAGAUUCGGUUUCCUGUGUUGCCACAGACAGCAUUAGAUAUGAGCAAGAUUCAGUAUAACAAGGAUGUUGGAAAAGCAAUCCUCGAAAGCUAUUCAAGAGUAACGGAGAGUUUGGCAUUUAACAUUGUGGCUAGAAUCGACGACUUAUUAUUUGUGGAUGAUGCUGCUAAACAAUCAGCUUCGGAAUCCAAAUCUGUUUUCUGUAGAGGAGGAUUGGGUGGUCUUCCUCUCCAAAAGCAAAUGUCACCUAGUCCUUUCUCCAUCCGACACUCCCCUUACGGUUCACCUUUUGCUACCCCGAGCUUCUGUGUGACCCCUACUCUCGGCAGUCCUGGAAGAUCACUUACGACUCUUCGUAAAAUGAACCUUAAAGCAGCCGAAAAUGUGAAAACCGAAAAGGCACUCUCGCAAGAGUUUGAGAAGAUUUGGGCGCAUCCAGGGAACCUGAGUUCAAGGAAGGCAUCCGGAGAUGCUCCCGAGAGAGACUGACAACCUAAAAAAUGGCCCUCAGAUACACUCGGAUAAUAGCCAAGUCGUAACUUUCAUAUCUUGUAAAAAUUCUAGCAGUAGCUCAUUUGUGUAGCAAGUUUCUUUUAUGUGCAAAGUUAUAUUAAGGCAUCUAUUUUUGCAGUUUGCACCUUGAAAUGUUUUCCUUUUAGUAUUUGUCUAUUACUAAAAAUAGAAUGUUAAGGUUUAGUUGUUUAGUAGGAGUACUUUCUAUUUUUGGUAGGAAUACGGAGUUUAUAAGAACUAUGACUUGAUUAUUGAGCACUCUGUUCAUUGAUUCA